This is a messenger RNA of Cercocebus atys (sooty mangabey), 3685 nucleotides long. RefSeq names its product DIS3 like exosome 3'-5' exoribonuclease (gene DIS3L). Lineage: Eukaryota; Metazoa; Chordata; Mammalia; Primates; Cercopithecidae. The coding region runs from base 81 to 3245 and encodes 1054 amino acids. Gene Ontology annotation, biological process: rRNA catabolic process. Gene Ontology annotation, cellular component: cytoplasmic exosome (RNase complex). Gene Ontology annotation, molecular function: RNA binding; 3'-5'-RNA exonuclease activity. The transcript is spliced from 18 exons. The record is from RefSeq and is a predicted model, not a curated record.
GGGCGGGCCCGAAGCCGCGGCCUCGCCUCCGCAGCGCCGGCCGCUCCCGCCGCUCCGCGGCCUCCCGGAGACACGCCGCCAUGCUGCAGAAGCGGGAGAAGGUGCUGCUGCUGAGGACCUUCCAGGGCCGCACGCUGCGGAUCGUGCGCGAGCACUACCUGCGGCCCUGCGUGCCCUGCCACAGCCCGCUCUGCCCGCAGCCAGCCGUCUGCAGCCACGAUGGGAAACUCUUGUCUAGUGAUGUGACUCAUUACGUGAUCCCAGACUGGAAAGUUGUUCAAGAUUAUCUUGAGAUCCUUGAGUUUCCUGAAUUGAAGGGAAUUAUUUUCAUGCAAACAGCUUGUCAAGCAGUGCAGCAUCAAAGAGGCCGGAGACAGUAUAACAAACUGCGAAACCUGCUGAAGGAUGCGCGUCAUGAUUGCAUUCUCUUUGCUAAUGAGUUCCAGCAAUGCUGCUAUCUGCCGCGGGAAAGAGGAGAGUCCAUGGAGACGUGGCAGACCAGGAGCAUAUACAACGCAGCUGUUUGGUACUAUCAUCACUGCCAGGACAGGAUGCCAAUUGUUAUGGUGACAGAAGAUGAAGAGGCAGUUCAGCAGUAUGGAAGUGAAACAGAAGGAGUAUUCGUGAUUUCUUUCAAGAAUUACCUGGACAAUUUCUGGCCUGAUUUAAAAGCUGCCCACGAGCUUUGUGAUUCUAUCCUUCAGUCUCGACGGGAGAGAGAGAACGAGAGUCAGGAGAGCCACGGGAAGGAGUACCCAGAACAUCUUCCUCUGGAAGUGUUAGAAGCUGGGAUUAAAUCUGGACGCUAUAUCCAGGGAAUUCUGAAUGUCAACAAACACAGAGCCCAAAUAGAAGCUUUUGUUCGACUUCAGGGAGCCAGCAGUAAAGAUCAGGAUUUAGUCAGUGACAUCCUAAUCCACGGGAUGAAGGCUCGAAACCGCUCGAUUCACGGAGAUGUGGUAGUUGUGGAGCUGCUCCCUAAAAAUGAGUGGAAAGGAAGAACCGUAGCCCUGUGUGAGAAUGACUGUGACGACAAGGCUUCGGGCGAGUCCCCAAGUGAGCCCAUGCCUACAGGUCGAGUGGUGGGCAUACUUCAGAAGAACUGGCGGGAUUAUGUGGUGACAUUUCCAUCCAAAGAAGAGGUCCAAUCUCAGGGCAAAACUGCUCAGAAAAUCCUGGUUACACCUUGGGAUUACAGAAUUCCCAAAAUUCGAAUCAGCACUCAGCAAGCAGAAGCCCUCCAGGACUUCAGGGUGGUCGUGCGCAUUGAUUCUUGGGAGUCAACAUCUGUGUAUCCAAAUGGACAUUUUGUGCGUGUUUUAGGAAGAAUUGGAGAUCUGGAAGGCGAAAUUGCAACCAUCCUGGUGGAAAACAGUAUUUCAGUCAUCCCUUUCUCAGAAGCUCAGAUGUGUGAGAUGCCAGUAAACACACCAGAAAAUCCCUGGAAAGUGAGUCGUGAAGAGGAACAAAAACGUAAAGACUUGAGGAAAAGCCAUCUCGUAUUCAGCAUUGACCCCAAAGGUUGUGAAGAUGUGGAUGACACACUCUCAAUCAGAACCUUAAAUAAUGGCAACCUGGAACUUGGGGUCCACAUCGCAGAUGUAACACACUUUGUGGCACCAAAUUCUUAUAUUGAUAUUGAAGCUAGAACAAGGGCCACCACUUAUUAUCUAGCAGAUCGUCGCUAUGACAUGCUGCCUUCCGUCCUCAGUGCCGAUUUGUGUUCCCUUCUGGGAGGCGUUGAUAGGUAUGCUGUAAGCAUCAUGUGGGAACUGGAUAAAACCUCUUAUGAAAUUAAGGAAGUGUGGUAUGGCAGAACCAUUAUUCGAUCAGCAUACAAACUGUUCUAUGAAGCAGCCCAAGAACUACUGGAUGGAAAUUUUAGUGUUGUUGAUGAUAUUCCAGAAUUCAAAGACUUGGAUGAGAAGAGCAGACAAGCCAAGCUGGAGGAGUUAGUGUGGGCAAUUGGAAAGCUGACCGACAUAGCUCGCCAUGUCAGAGCUAAACGAGACGGAUGUGGUGCCCUGGAACUGGAAGGGGUAGAGGUUCGCAUACAGCUAGAUGACAAAAAAAACAUUCAUGACCUCAUCCCCAAGCAGCCCCUGGAAGUCCAUGAGACAGUGGCUGAAUGCAUGAUCCUGGCCAACCACUGGGUCGCCAAGAAGAUCUGGGAGAGCUUCCCUCAUCAGGCCUUGCUGCGCCAGCACCCUCCUCCACACCAGGAGUUCUUUUCAGAACUCCGGGAAUGUGCUAAAGCCAAAGGCUUCUUCAUAGAUACACGGUCCAAUAAAACACUGGCUGAUUCUCUGGAUAAUGCGAAUGACCCCCACGAUCCCAUUGUGAACAGGCUGCUGCGCUCCAUGGCCACGCAGGCCAUGUCCAAUGCUCUGUAUUUCUCCACGGGAUCCUGCGCGGAGGAGGAGUUCCAUCAUUACGGUCUUGCAUUAGAUAAAUAUACCCACUUUACUUCUCCAAUAAGAAGAUAUUCAGAUAUUGUAGUACACCGCUUGUUAAUGGCAGCCAUUUCAAAAGAUAAGAAAAUGGAAAUUAAGGGAAAUUUGUUCAGCAACAAAGAUCUUGAGGAAUUAUGCAGACAUAUCAACAACAGAAACCGAGCAGCACAGCAUUCUCAGAAGCAGUCUACUGAGCUCUUCCAGUGCAUGUACUUCAAAGACAAAGACCCUGCCACCGAGGAGCGUUGCAUAUCUGAUGGAGUUAUUUAUUCAAUUCGAACAAAUGGUGUGCUUGUAUUUAUACCCAGGUUUGGGAUUAAAGGUGCUGCUUAUCUAAAAAAUAAAGAUGGUUUAGUCAUCUCAUCUGGCCCAGAUAGCCGUUCUGCAUGGAAACCAGGAUCCCUUCAACGAUUUCAAAACAAAAUUACCUCUACUACAACAGAUGGGGAAUCUGUUACGUUCCAUUUGUUUGACCAUGUAACCGUAAGAAUAUCCGUACAGGCCUCACGUUGCCAUUCUGAUACAAUCAGACUUGAAAUAAUUAGUAACAAACCAUACAAGAUACCAAAUACAGAACUUAUUCAUCAGAGCUCCCCUUUGCUGAAGAGUGAGUUAGUGAAAGAAGUAACUAAAUCUAUGGAAGAAGCUCAGCUUGCCCAAGAGGUCAAAGUAAACAUCAUUCAGGAAGAAUAUCAAGAAUAUUGCCAAACAAAGGGAAGGAGCCUAUACACACUUCUAGAGGAGAUACGGGACCUAGCUCUCCUGGAUGUUUCAAACAAUUAUGGAAUAUGAAAGGCCCUUACUUCACUAAGAGCUGUCAUAUGUGAAUGUUUUACAGUCUUUUCAAACUUAACAUUUAAUGUGUGUCACUCAGUGCUCUAGUUGAUCAAGACUGGGUAACUAUUUCACAUAUAUGUAAAAUGUUCUCAGCCGGGCAUGGUGGCUCAUGCCUGUAGUCCCAGCUACUUGGGAGGUGGAAGCAGGAGAACUGCCUGAACCCAGGAGGAAGAGGUUGCAGUGAACUGAGAUCACACCACUGCAUUCCAGCCUGGGCAGCAGAGCAAGACUCCAUCUCAAAAAAAAGUUCUCUCAUUCAUUGAAGUUGCAUUAAAUAAAGUAUAAUUAGGUCACUAUGGAAACUGAGUUUUCAGUAAUGAAUGGACAGUUAAGUGGUGGCUCUGCAGAUUGCUAGCCCCUUUCUAAUAGUUUAAUAAACCCAAAAUUAUUGGUUA